UCCACAAACUGUAACUUAUGGUCUUAUCUACAUGGACACACUCUGGCAGGACAGACAUGGACACUUCCUUUCAGGGACCAUCUUAGGUUUAGUUUCGGCAAAACAAAUCAAAAGAAAAGUGGUCACUGGUGGAUCCUUAAGCUUAGGUUGAUGGGGACCAGCACAGUCAGUCUUUAGCCCAACUAACCCACUGGCUCUUCUAUCUGCUAUCUGGAACACCUGCUUUGGUGUAGUAAGGCAUCAAUCAGGUGCCUGUUUGUGUGUCUGUGUGUCUGUUUGUCUGCGUGUCUGUGUGUUUGUAUAUCUUGUACAAUAUGCCCUGUAUAUCUUAUACAAAUGAGGGACAUCAGGUUCGCUGUCUCUUUCCUGUACCUGUCAGAGAGAGAGAGAGAGCGAGAGAAGGAGGCUGUAAGAGAGAGAGUGCGAGCAGGAGAGAGAUUCAUCUGUGGAGGCUGGGAUGGUCUCACCUAGUCAGGAGGGCAGAUCAAAGCAGUACACAUUUCAAAUACAAACAAACAGCUGAAGGACAUAUUGACUGGUGCUGAAGGAUAAAGGCAGGAGAAUUUACGAAAGAAUGCUCCAGAAGGCGAUGUAUGCAGUCCCGAUGCUGAGGGCAUCCGCCGCCCUGACGCUGGUGUUCCUUGUCGCGGCGCUCGCCCAAUGGGAGGGCGUGCCCUCUGACCCCUCCUCUGUGGCGGGGGGCGGGGAUGGGAGAGGGGACGGCAUGAGGGAGAUAGUGAGGAAGGAGAGACUCCCGUACCGCUCGCGGCAGAAGAGAGAGUGGAUCUGGAACUCCUACUACGUGACAGAGGAGUCGGAGAUGAUAAGCCCCAAAAAGAUAGGAAAGCUCAGGUCCAGCAAGAUGGCAGACGGGACGACAUUCAAGCUCAGGGGCGACGGUGCCAACUCCAUCUUCACAGUGAACAGGAACGGAGACCUGUUUGUGAUCAAGACCCUGGACAGGGAGGAGAAGAGCAUGUACAACCUGACUGCCCUGCUGUACGACGGGAGAGACCAACUGGUGGAGGACGCGGGGGAGUUUGUGGUCCACGUCAACGACAUCAACGACCACAUCCCCGUCUUCCCCAGGACCUACAACGGGUCCAUCCUGGAGCGCUCGGGGAUAGGGGCUAAGGUGGUUCAGGUGACGGCCACGGAUGCUGACGACCCCAGCACGGUGCACGCUGAGCUGCGCUACUCCCUCCGGCCCGAGGGCGAGCGCUCUGCCUUUGAGAUCAACAUCAUCACAGGUAUGAUCACUUCCAGGGUGGACACGUUGGACCGGGAGGACAAGAGCCAGUAUGUACUGGUGGUCCAGGCAAAGGACAUGAGGGGCAUGACAACGGGAACCACAGCAACGACCUCGGUCACCGUCACCAUCACCGAUAUCAACGACAACAUGGCCUCUUUCACCCAGGACACAUACGAUCUCAGCGUGCCGGAGAACCAGAGGCUGGAGGAGAAGAUCGGGACUCUGACUCUGAACGACCGGGAUGAGAUCCAGAACAAAGAGCCUGUGUUCACCAUCCAGCCGAACCUUAGCAGCCAGUUUGCCCUCUCCCGCAGCCCGCAGAAGGACGGCCACCUUAUGCUCAAAAAGGUCUUAGACUACGAGACCAAGAGCAGUUACAGCUUCAUUGUGGAUGUGCACGAGAACAGCCUGCAGUUCCCCGCUGACAACAAGGACGUCUCCAUCACCAAGGCCAGGGUGAACAUCAGGGUGCUGGAUGUGGAUGAACCGCCCGUCUUCUCAAAAACCAGCUAUGCAUUCAGUGUGAUGGAGGAAGAAAUGGCAACCAACAUCGGCAUCGUCCGUGCCACAGACCCCGACCAAGCCAAAAAGGCCAUUCGGUACUCUGUGGAAGACAAGGAGUGUCCUGUUGGUGUGAACCCUGUCACCGGCCAACUGUUCAUUUUGAGGAAGCUUGACCGAGAGCUGAGGAAGACACACAUCUUCCAAGUCAGAGCCCAGGAAGAGCCAAGUGGGCUGCACUCCUUGGUCAGAGUCAACAUCUCUGUUCAGGAUUUGAACGACAACGCUCCAGAGCUGGUCUGGGACGACAUCUUUGUUUGUGAGAACGACAUGGCGGGAACGGUAAUCGGGAGGUUAAGUGCCACUGACAGGGAUGAGCAGGUUGCCUAUUUCCACUACUCUCUGGUCAAUCCCAGUGACAACUUCACCAUCACAAAGAACGCCUCAGAAAACACCGCAGUGAUCCUGGUGAGACAGGGCACCUUCCGCCUGGACGACCCCAGAGACUACACCCUGGGGGUCCGCGUGGACGACGGAGGGCGACCGCCGAGGAGCAGCGUCAUGCACGUGCCCAUCAAGGUGUGCCGCUGUGAUUCCCGGAGGAUACACACCCAGUGUAAAGCUGCUGCUCUGCGGAUGGGAGUCAGCAUCCAUGCUCUCAUUGCCAUUCUGGUCUGCAUCCUCACCAUCCUGGUCAUAGUUAUCCUGGUGGUGAUGAGGAGGCGUUUCCAGAAGGAGUCUCUGGCCAGCAUGAAGCACAGCGGGGAGAUCCAUGAGCAGCUGGUCACCUAUGAUGAGGAGGGCGGAGGGGAGAUGGACACCAAUGGCUACGACGUGUCCAUCCUGACGUCCGCCCGCCACGACGGCUCCCUGCUGCUCCACCCGGACCACGGGAUCCACCCCUCCCUUUACGCCCGGGUGCAGAAGCAGCCCUGUGGACAGCUCCACCAGCAGCACCACCCACUGCUGCCGCCCCACCUCCUCCCCCCCCUCCAGCCUCCGGCCGCCUGCAAGGGCGACAUGGCUGUGAUGAUCGAGGCCAAGAAGGACGAGGCAGAUGCGGACCGCGAGGCUGUGCCCUAUGACACGCUGCACAUCUACGGCUACGAGGGCGGCCCCGGAUCGCUGGCCGGCAGCCUGAGCUCCUUGGAGAGCUCCUGCUCCUCCGCCGGCUCCGGGGGCCCCGAGUACGACUUCCUCAGCGACUGGGGGCCGCGCUUCAGGACCCUGGCUGAGCUGUACGGCGUGGACGAGCUUGAGGCCUACCUCCCCUACUGAGGGGGGCGCAGGAUACCCGCCCUCGUCCUCGGAUGAACCUUGAUGUCGAAACACACACACACACACACCACAUAGCUAUUAACACUCAAACACUCAAAAGAAACUCAGUAACUCUAAAAUCUCUAUCAAAACACACACACACACAUAGCAUGUCUGACGCUUGGUUGCACAGAAGCAUAGUAGCCAUAUUUGAUGGUAUUAUUCUUUAAUCUCUCCCUUUGUCAUAGGGAGGAGGUGGUAAGAGCUAUCGGCUAACACUGCCUAUAAAUAGUGUUCCAGCUUCUGAGAAAUGAAGGAGAGUCCGUGUGAUGCAGACGGAUUUGUUCUUUCCACUGUAGAUACUCAUGCUCUUAGUGUGUGUAGGCUCCCCAAAGCCACCAUAAACCAGUGUCACCACAGCCCAACCAGCGAUACACAAGAGAUUAGGCUAUUAGAACAUCUUUGCCUCCCCUUUCGAUGAAAUGCCAACCUGUGUAAAUCUCGAUGAAAUGGAAAGAGGUUGCAGUGGUAUGACAUCAUCGAGGAACUGGAGCAAGACUCACACUUUUGUCCAUCACAGUCCAUCCUUCUGUAAGGUCUUUCCCCCUCUUCCGUGGGCCAUAACAAUCUAUUGUCUGCUUGGAGGUUGCCAUCGGGUGUGAGCCCUGAAGUCCAAGCUCUCCAUUUCCUCUGAUUCCGUUGUGUCCUCAGCAGGUGAGUAGAGCUGCUGUAGAGAGCAUAAAACACAGAACAAAAUCAACCGCUUAGAAGUGUUGCCUUCCUCUAGGUUUUAUGGAGUUUGAUACUACAGAUACACUCUACACAUCCACAGCUAAGCUGUCUUGUGCCAUAUCCGAACUUGAGGUUGACUAUGAUAUUGUAUGGAAAUAUAUUAUUAAGUAUUAUUGCAAUUGAAAAUAUUGGCAGUAAUCAAACGGGUUUUGUUUGGUUGCUACUUGUUUUCUUAGUUAUUCGGUUUCUGACUUCCUCCUUUUCUUCGUGAAUGUGAGAGGUGGAGUGGAAGGGUUUUGCUUGAAAAAGAACUGUGCUAGCGGGUUGUCAAAACAAAGACACUUGAGCUAUUUUGAUCGCAUCACGUUGAAAUUAAUUUUUACAACGAACAAAAACUUGUCAUGUCAAAUGAACUACAAUCGGAGCACAGGCUUAGCUUUGUGGACAGACAGACAGGGAAGCAGUGUGUUACACACUGCACACACAUGCACACUGCCGAGACAAGCAGACGGACGGGAGCGAUGAAAGCUGGAUUCUGUCAGGCCCAUGAGAAAAGUCAUUAAGACAAGUCAGGAAGCCCGGCUUCAGAAAAAAAAGCUUUUUGGGAUGUUGUGGUUGCCCCGAGGUCCGGGAGGGCUCUGUACAGCUCUGAGGUGGUGUGGAUAUGCCUAACCUUGCAUCCUUUCUGCUACUGUCGCUGAAACAUCUGUCAGCAUGUGAUGGGCUGUAGUGAGUCCUGGAGCCAAGAACUAAUGACCAAACUUAAUGCUGAUGAUCAUCAUGUAGUUGGAUUGAGUUUAGGUUCAUUUAGUUUAGUUCCUUUGACUUUUCCAUAUUUAGUUUUGUUUACCUUCCUUUACCUUGGCAAGUAUGUCAAAAUAGUCCAAAUAGUCAUAAUACUCUUACAAUUCUAUGCCUUGAGGGUUUUUUGUGCUCGGCCUGAAAUGUCAAAAGAUUUGUCAACAAAUGAGCCGAAAGUAUGGCACACUUCUUUUUUCAUUCAUUGUUCAAAGUUUGGAAAAUGUGGUUAGAGCUUCUUUUGUUUUUGUUCUGCUGUUGGACUCAACUGUGUUUUUUGAAACACUGGAAUGACGUUUGAUUACCGGUGGAGACAAUAGCUGGAAACCAUAUUUUUUUCUCCUGUUGGCUACAUAUACAACCCACCAACACUAACACACACACACAUGUGCAUGAACACUCAGGCACACACGGCCUCACACAAACACACACACAUAAUGCAAAAACACACAAUCUCCCUCUCUCUCUCUCUCUCUCUCUCUCUCUCUCUCUCUCUCUCUCUCUCUCUCUCUCUCUCCCACUCUUUUACUCUUUUCCCUCUCUUCCUCAUACACCCUGUCUCACACACCUCGUCUCUCCCCUCUCUUCCUCAUACACCCUGUCUCACACACUGUGUCUCUCCCCUCUCUUCUGCCUCCCUCUAAUCAACUAAAGCAAACAACUUAAACCACUUCCUGUCCAUCUGGAGGUUGGACCCACCUCUUCCUGUCUCCAUUAUCACUCCUGUGAGCAAACAACACAUUGUGCUCACUUCCUCUCGACUUGGCUUGGGAAACAACAUUUAGAGAGAGAGAGGGGGGGAGGAAGAGAGAGAGAGAGAGAGAGAGGCAGGGAGAGAGGGAGGGAGGGAGAGGGAGACAGCGAUAGAGAGAGAGAGUUAUCAAUAUUGACUUGAAAUGAUUUUAAAAUCUACCGAAACUAAGAGACAUUGGACAAAAUCUUGGCGUCAGGAAUCAGCGGAAAAUAAUGGGUGCCAUUGAGGAUGGAUGCCUCCACCGGUUUCAUCACACCAAGCAAUACAGAUAACUGGUAUUCAAACUUGCACCUUUGGUGAUUGUUUGGAAGAGAGGAAUUUAUCACAACCUAUUGAAUCUUAGGGUAUUUAAUUUUUUGAUAUUUUUUUCAUGUCAAAGGCUUCUGGAAUCCUGGUUUCUGCUGAUAGGUGAUUUUGGGUUAGUUAUGAUAUUUUAAUAUUGGUUCAGCUUUGUUAUAAAAACAGUAAAUGUCUACUCGUGGGUCUUUUCCUGGAUCAACAGUGGAGGGGUGGAGAGCAGAGGGAGGGAGGCUUGAUUGGACCAAUGACAUCAUCUCACAGUGACAUCACUCUUUCCAUUUCAUACCGGCCUCAUCGUGUAUUUUGAACUGCAUUGAGACGGUAUUCUGAUCAUAUGGAACUUUUUUUUUCUGAUCAUAUGGAGUGGUUGAGAAUUGUUGCCAAUGUUUCGAUCCCAAUUUUCUUUAUGAAAUAUACUUGAAUAUUUUUAUAUUGUAAAAUGUGUAAACUUUAUUUCUAUUUUGAAAUCUAAAAAAAAUGGAGAAGAAAAAUCCCCAAAAUCUCUUUUUGUACCAUGAACAUUCAAAUGUGCCAUCAUUGUUGCAUAAUAUGUAUUGACUUUCUGAGAUUUCCUCUGUUUAAAUUAUGUUAAGUUGAGUUUUGUUUUCAAUUGUUUUUUACCAUCCUUUUAUUCAAGCUCUUUAACCCAUUGGCUUGAUUAUAUUAACAAUUGCGACUGAACACUGACAUUUUUGAAGUUAUUUGAUAUAUGAAAUCUCUCUAAUUCUCUACUAAGUUAUUACAAUUAUAAUUUGUUGCCUAAUGGUUUGAAAUGCAAUAUGAUUACAUGUUCAUGCAUGAAACAAACAUAUACCUCUCUCAAUAUCGUAAUCUUCCUGUAUCAUCUCCCAUACAGUAAAUGUGGUAUCAGUGCUUUCAGAAUGCCAGUAGAAACCAUCUUGCAUAAAAAACGAUGAGCUACUUUCCUGCUUUCUAAGGUGCCUAUUGCAGCAUGAGCAGAAAUGAUGCAACCUAAUGCAAAAUAAGGCCAAGGUUCAAUCUUUUGCGCCUGUGACUGCAAAGGACAGAAGAGAGCUGAGGUUUCACCAGACAUUGACGUGCAUCUAAUUGUCAUCCCUCAGCACACUGCCAGACCAUUAACCCCUAACCAGAGACUCAAUUGAUGUACUCAUUCUACCCAGUGUUGUGGUGUCACUUCGAGACACACAGUACUACGGACCCAUGAAGCAACUAUUAGCUGUAGAUGAUGAAAUGUUGUAUGUGUGUGUGUGUGUGUGUGUGUGUGUGUGUGUGUGUGUGUGUUAUUGUGCGUGUGUGUGUGUGUGUGUGUGUGUGUGUGUGUGUGUGUGUGUGUGUGUGUGUGUGUGUGUGUGUGAAUAUACAGAUACAUACAUCAAUAUAUUCCAUGUGACCAAGAGGACUUUGUGAGUGAUAGAUAUUGGUUGUCAAACACCAUAUCAAGAUGAAAAUGUGCCUCAUGGAAUAUUGAUUCUGGCUUCAACUUUUGUUUGUGAGUAGAAGAAGUAAUCAUUAUUAUGUAAUGUUGGAUAAUGAAUUCAACAUUUUCAAUUUACAUUUAGGGCAUUUAGCAGAUGCUUUUAUCCAAAGGGACUUACAAUAUGUACAUUUGUCAGCAUCCAAAGCGACUUACAUAAAAAAAUAUUAAUCUUGAUAUAUGUUAAGGUAAUAAGGUAAGGAAAGGUUGAAACACUUAGAAAUUUCAUUUAAAACCAAGAAAGUUGAGAGAAAUAUGGUGUUUAAAUAGCGUUUCCAGUAGAAUGUAUGAUUCCCUGUUCUCUGUAUAUUUGUGUGUGUGGUGUGGUGUCUGUUUGUAUUAACCAUAAUUUGUACACACCCAACAGGUUUCACUGCAGCACCCAAUUAGCCCAAACACCAAGCCAAUCUUUUUUUAUUCCCAAUGUACAGUAUGAAAGCAUAUUUAAGAAAUGCAACACGUGCCUUUAUUGUUGUUAUAAAAUACUGUUUGUCCUUUUUAUUGGGUGAACACAAUGUUUUCUAUCUUGUUUUUAUGGUGCAUAAAUACUUUCUAUUAACAGAAUUUAUUUGUAUGUGUACAAUAAACAUUAUCUCCCUAAUAGUAUUUCACUGUUGUCGUUGCCAUACUGCCAAAUUUCUAUUAAAAAUAGCCAAAGUGGA
Messenger RNA from Gadus morhua (Atlantic cod), 7712 nucleotides. It is a transcript of the gene cdh5, whose product is annotated as cadherin 5. The coding region runs from base 575 to 3031 and encodes 818 amino acids. The record is from RefSeq and is a predicted model, not a curated record. Gene Ontology annotation, molecular function: protein phosphatase binding; beta-catenin binding; calcium ion binding. Gene Ontology annotation, biological process: cell-cell adhesion mediated by cadherin; cell-cell junction assembly; multicellular organism development. Gene Ontology annotation, cellular component: bicellular tight junction; catenin complex; adherens junction. NCBI's taxonomy places the organism in Eukaryota, Metazoa, Chordata, Actinopteri, Gadiformes, Gadidae. The transcript is spliced from 15 exons.